UGAGAUCUUUUAGAUGGUUUGGUACUGUUUGUUAGUGUGUUUCUUUUGUUGUUUGAAAUGCGAGAGAUAUAACCUAUAAUUUAAUUAUAUUUUUGUAUUAGGCUGGGUCGCCGAGUUGAUCUACAACUUUUAAUUUUGAUUUAAAAUUUCAUGUUUUUAAAUACUAAAAAUGAGUAGUACAUUACAGUUUCGAGAAGUAAUACCAGAUCAAACUCGGCCGGAAAACUGGAAGGAAAUAACCUUAAAUACCGGUGGAACACCAAGCACUUUACAAGAUGUGAAAGUACAGCAGCGAGCUGGUGGUUUCUGCUACAAGCGGCCUAACCUUAAGAACCGCUUUAUCUAUUGGCGAACAAACCAUGACGUUUUGGAGUUGGUGGAAGAGAGCUUGGAUGUGAACUUAGUCGGCAACCACCUGCGUUAUCGUUUCACGGACACGCCGAUACUGGAGGGCAUCUCAGUACAUGAAACAAUCAACAGUGUGGUGGUGCUGGUGGCCACUGUAUCCAGUGUACACCGCCUUACCUACAGACAUCCGGAUAAGAUCGUGGUGCAGGAGAAUAGUGAGCUGAGAGUACCUUCCAUAUUCCGAGAUGUAACCGCUCUUGAGGCCAGAGAUCCCUCCACCUACCAUGUGAUCAACUCCACUCCCUGCCUGCCGCACACGAGUGCUUCCUGCCUGACAGCCAAGUGCGAUGCAGUGUUCGCCCUAGCUCUAGCAACAGGUUCCAUCCUGUUGGUAACCUUGGACACCCCCACUGGCAGUACAUCCACACUGGAGCUACGACAUGAGUCACUCAUGCCCAGGUUCCUGUCCGGAAUCACAGAGGCCUUCCUAGGCCGUAACAGUGAAGACACAGUACCAGUGAGUUUGGUGCUCCACAAUAUUCAUAAUGAGAUGUAUCUCUUUUCCGUGUGUCAGAACGGCCAGUUGCGAGCUUGGUCUUGUAGUCGAGUGCAGUGUCUUUCCUUUACAGACGUCUCCGACAGGCAUGAACCUCGUGUGCUUGGAGCCCAGAAACAUGUAAUCCGUAAGACAACGAACAGCCGUGGAGAUUUGGUACUGGGCAUCUACUUCUGUUUCUCUGAGCGAAGUCACAUUGUCGUGGUGGAGCCUAGGCUGGACUCUGGCAUCUGCACCUACACCACUCACAACUCCAUCUUUACUCUUGAGAACCAUGACCUGGUGGAGAUGCUGCUGGCAGACGGUGGGCAGGAGGUAUGGUGUGUAUGGGUAACAGGGACUGGAGAUACUGCGGUUUCUCAUACUCACGUGAACUCUGGCUCCUGGUCGUGGGUGACCUUGGAGCCUCCACCGCCUCUCACCCUGUCUCCUGACCCUACUCUUGACCCCCGUCAGCUGUACCUUGAUGCCAUCUUCCGUCCAGGCCUCUUCAGUGUUAGCGACAUCACCAAGGCGCUCACGAUAAACCGGCGAGGGCUGAGCGAGCUUGACCAGUCAGAACUGAACCUGAGACACCAGGUAUGUCUGAUGGUGGGACAGGAGAUAAUUGCUGAGGUCUCCCAAUAUGACCCGACAGAUGAGGAGUACAUUGAGGUGGCUCAGAGGUGCUGGUCCAGACUGUACUCGUGCUGUGUACAGUACCACCAGACAGGUACCCCAGCUCUCAGUCUGUUAUCGCUGCCCAACUGCAUGUUGGUACUCAAGAAACACGGACUCUCGUUGCUCAGGCCACUCGACUACCUGGAGUCUACUGUACUUGACGGCAGGCUCACUUCAGAUGAUGGAGAGUCGUACCUGAUGCGGGUGCUACUCUCUAUAGAUCCUGGAGAAGAAGCAUUCAGCAAGGUUGAUCAGGCCCUCCACUUGCACACAGUUCUCGAUGCACCGAUCUCAGAGCUUGUCAGCGAGAUGGAUUUAAAUAACCUGGAGAGCAUUAUACAAACCCAAUCGAAAAAGCAGUUACUACCAGCAAUAGCCUCUGUUCUGAGAAUCUUAAACGAUCCUGAGACCAGCAUUAGAGAAGGUGAGAUGCUGGAUUCAGAAGUUGGUCAUGUUACAGACAGUCUGUCACACUGUCUACGUAGUGACCUUGGUCUCAGCACCAUCGUAUCUAGUCUCGACCAGAUCGUCAAUGUCAGGUUGAGCAUAUGCCGAUGGAUACUGGUGCUGCUGCGGCUAUGUAAAUGGGAUACCAGCGAGACUCAGCUGUGGAUGAGUGCACAGAGAGUGGCGCGGCAACUGUGGGCGCAGCGUUGGCUGUGUCAGGCUUUGUCACACAUCCAUGGCCAUCUUGCAUUGACACAGUUUGUCUUCCAAGAGGGCAUCACACAACAUUCCAUUCUCAAGUCAGCCAGCACUCUUGCUCACUACACAUGGCCUGGAAGUCCUGAUGAGUGUGGUAGGCUUGCUCAAUUCCUUCUAGAUACAAAGGAACAUCUGCUGGUGCAGGAGUUGGCAAGACUGGCUCCAUCCAAAACUUGGCACAUACUGUUGGUGCAUUCACUUCUAGAAACUGGAGAAGCAUACAAGGCAUUUGACUUGGUUUCCAUUAGAGGAGCUGAUGUUCCACAUUACUUACAGAUGAUCCAGCUGUUCAAGGAACACAACUGCCCUGACCUGGUGUUGGAGUUGGCUCAGCUGGCGGUCACCGAGGCGGAACCUGAUGAUCCUAAUCUGCCCAUGCUGCGUUCGGUAACAUUCAAGCACCACCUGGAGCUAGGUCACUUUGAGGCAGCCUACUCAGCACUGGAAGCCAACCCGGAUGAGGGGAGGCGGGAGAACUGCCUGCGAGACCUGGUCGUGGCACUGGUAGAGGCAAGGCAGCUGCGGCUACUGUUAGAUCUGCCGUAUAGUGGCAUGCUCGCCCAGCUAGAGGCCUUGUUGGAAAACAAGGCGCGUACACGUGACUCUGCUACAGCUGCUAUCUAUUACAACGUCCUUUUCUCUCUUCAUGUCAAGAAUAUGAACUUCCGCAAGGGUGCCUCGGUGAUGUUAGAGCAGGGUAUGAGAGCCGAGAGUGCAGAUGUCCAACAGCAAUGUUAUGCAGUUUGUCUCAACACACUGAUGCUGGUAGACCCCAACUACGCUUGGAUAGUAAAACCAACUGGCCAACAAGAGGAAACAGUGGAAGUGUUGGAGCUGAAGGACAUUCGUAGGGAAUACCACUUGGCCUUAGCCCGCAGCAAACUGCCAAACAGUGCGACAGACACUUCAGCGAACGAGGUGGUAGCGCAGUGUGUGGCCAAUGGACACUACAAAACUGCGCUCCGGUUGUGUCACCUCUGGGGUCUCCGCUACCACCAGCCGCUAGAGGCCCUGACUGUCGCCUGUGUGGAGAUUCAAGACAAUGAUAAGGCAUGGGAGUGGCUCUUCCUCAACGAGAUUUCUGACGUAGUGGCAGGAGAUGCCAAUGCAAGUACAAUUGCCUGGCGUCUGCUAGAGUUCCUGCUUAACAAGUAUGAGGUCGAUGGUCACAGCACACUGCACAAAGUCGUUGCGGCAAAACUCAUGUCUUUAUGCGUGUUUUUGCCCCAUUGGCUGGAAGCAUCUUAUAAGAAACGUAAUAGUGCAGAGCUGCUGCGGUUGUACUUAAGUCACGGAGACCUGGGACAGGCGAGCCAGUUGGCCUGUGAGAUACUGGCGGCGGCAUUGGGACAAGGACGGGAACACUUUGGUCUGAGCCAUAGCCUGGUCGCCACUGCUCCUCCACUUUGGUUGCCCCUCAACACUAUUGACCGCUUAUUGGCCGAACUCACACACUAUAAGAUGGAUGCAGAGCUUCGACUCGUUGUUGACAAGUACAUUGAAACUUGCACCAGAGUCUCCAAUGAUAAGAUCAGCUCUCUUACAUUAUAGCAGUGUUGAAAUAUGAUUUCCUCACUGCCUAAACAUUUGUAUUGUAAUAUUGUAUUAGGUCUUAUUAUCUGUACCAACCAUUUGUUGUGUAUUCUUUAAAUAUAAUUUUUAUAAAAUUCA
Molecule: messenger RNA, 3940 nt
Organism: Homalodisca vitripennis (glassy-winged sharpshooter)
Lineage: Eukaryota; Metazoa; Arthropoda; Insecta; Hemiptera; Cicadellidae
Gene: Nup160
Product: nuclear pore complex protein Nup160
Exons: 24
Coding region: 170-3820 (1216 amino acids)
Cellular component (GO): nuclear pore
Molecular function (GO): structural constituent of nuclear pore
Source: RefSeq, a predicted model, not a curated record